Kazachstania africana CBS 2517 is the source of this 2229-nucleotide messenger RNA. RefSeq names its product Nud1p (gene NUD1). Gene Ontology annotation, molecular function: protein binding. The record is from RefSeq and is a predicted model, not a curated record. The coding region runs from base 1 to 2229 and encodes 742 amino acids. NCBI's taxonomy places the organism in Eukaryota, Fungi, Ascomycota, Saccharomycetes, Saccharomycetales, Saccharomycetaceae. The transcript has a single exon.
AUGUACGGUAAUAGUGGUGCGGGAGACAACACUUCUGUAUUGAUCGAAGAACUGUCCAAUGAAUUGAGUUCAUUCCAUUUGGAUACUAGUAGGCCAAAUACUUAUUCUACUAACGCUACUACAAUGGAUAAUAGAUACAUGAAAAAUUUUAAACAGUACCAGACAAACGAUAAUUUUAAUGAUUCUAAUUUCCACUCCAAAAUUGCAGAAACUUCGUCUACUGAAGAGGAAGUAGAAGAACGAGAAGAAGAAGAAGAGGAAGAAGAAGAUUCAAUGAAAUUCAAUACUGUAUAUCAGAGAAAUAAAUCUACAGGCGCUACUACAGGCACCACAAUCGACGAACGGCCACAGUUCUUGGCAUACAUGAAAAAUGACAACUCCCCUUUAAAGAGGGCUCCUGAAUCCGAAUUAAUUAUACAAAAUAUCGGUAAUCUUUCAGGUGAAAUUUGUAACACUUUCAAGAAACAAAAUGAUUUGAAACAACAAAAAUUACAUCCACAAAUUGAUGCUAUCAACGAAGAAGACACUGAAGAAGAAGAAGACGUUAAUCCGGCAGAUGAAGCGAAAAAGGUCUUUAACGAUUUUUCUAAAUAUAUGAGAUUUAAGCACGAUAGUAACACUGAUACAACUACUUCUAGCACAGUGACAACAAAUCCAAAUAGUAGCAGUACAAGCAGUUAUUCCACAAUUCAUACCGGAAAUAGUGAAAAUUAUCAUGGACACAACAAUAAUAAUACUAAUAAUAAAAUCAAUCUAAUCACACCAAGUUCCUUAGGUUACGAAUUUAAAACCGGCAAAGGUGAAUGGGUACCGAAAAAUGACCUGCCAGAUAUAUCUUCAAGUCAUACCACUGGUGUAGAAAAUACUACUGGCGUGGAAAACACAACCACUUCAAUAAAUGACAAUAAUGUCAAGAAAGAAAAUAUCGAUGACACUUCACUAAUGGAUGAAACUUCCAUAGAUACCCCACAAUUGCACAGUAGAUUCAUACAAUUACCACCUGAUUUUGCAAACAGUUCAUUUAAUGGUAACGUUACUGCGAUUAAUGAUGUAACGAUCGAUAAUUACAAUGAAAAUAAACAAAAUUUAAUUUCAACUUUAAUUGAUCAAUUAUCAAGAGAAACGGAAUGGGAGAAAAUUUAUGAAAUUAACGUAAAUAAGCAAGAUUUGAUAAAUUUCAUCGGUCUGAAUGAACUUUUGCCCAAUUUAAUUAAGAUCAAUUUCUCAAACAAUAGAAUCAAUUUGAUUAAUGGUAUUUCCAAUGAAAUAAAAUAUUUGGAUUUAUCUCAUAAUUUGAUUAAGAAUUCAAUCUGUCUGUUUAAUGAUUUUAAUAAUUUACAAACAAUUGAUCUAUCAAAUAACUUAAUAAACUCAAAUUUGAAAUUUUUAUCAAAUUGUUUGAAUUUGAGGUACGUAAAUCUAUCGAAUAACAAGAUAGUAUCUAUUGAAGGUAUUGAAAAUCUAAAUUUAAUUGAACUAAACUUAUCCAAUAAUUCAUUGUCCGGAACGUUAGAUUUUGAAAAAAUGACAAAGAAAAAUAUCAAUACAUUGAAUAAUUGGAAUACAAUUGAGAACUUAAAUUUUGAACGGAACAAUAUAAGCUACAUUAAACACAUCACAAGUUUAAGAAACUUGAAAAAACUAAAUUUGAAUAAUAAUCCCAUUAAAUAUAUUGAAUUCGGCCAUUUACAAAGCAAUUUAGAAGAAUUCUGUUUAUUGAAAUGUGACGAUAAUUUAAUUGUUAACAACACAAGGCUACCAUUUUCAAACCUGAAGACGUUCAAAAUCAAUGGUAAUUUCAAAAAACUGGAUAAACUUCUCAUAAUCUCUAAAGAUUUAGAACAUGUUGAAGUUCAAAAUGGCUCUAAAUCCAAAUUAUUCAAAUUCUUAAGAAAUUUAUCUACAAUCAACCAAAUUCAAUUGAAAAAAUUGAGUCUCAAUAAUAUAAAAGAUCUCAACGGGAUACCGACAAGCCUCACACAUCUUUUCUACCGAUUGCAGAAUUUACAACUCCAUAAUAAUAACAUAAUUAAAUGUGAAGAAUUGAUCAAAUUGUUGCCUCCUGCAAAUUCAAUGCCUUGCCAAAUCGAGCGCCUCAACAUCAGUAAAAACCCGAUAUUGAAAAGACAAUUGCAUGGAGACUAUAACAAUGUCAGAUUCUUGGUGGAACUAAAGAGAAUACUCUCGAAAAGAUUGCCUUUACUGGACGAGCUCAUCAUGGAUGAAUAG